AUGGCCGCCGUCUACGAAUGGGCCGACAGCUACGACAGCAAAGACUGGGACCGCCUCUCCAAAUGCAUCGCCCCAACCCUCCGCAUCGACUACCGCAGCUUCCUCAACAAGCUCUGGGAAGCCAUGCCCGCCGACGAGUUCAUCAAGAUGGCCUCGGACCCGCACGUCCUCGGCGACCCAACCCUCAAGACCCAGCACUUCAUCGGCGGCACCAAGUGGGAAAAAGUCAGCGACGACGAAAUCAUCGGCUACCACCAGCUGCGCGUGCCCCACCAAAAGUACACCGACGCCACCAUGACCAAGGUCGCCGUCAAGGGCCACGCGCACAGCUUCAACCUGCACUGGUACAAGAAGGUCAACGGCGUGUGGAAGUUUGCGGGCCUGAACCCGGACAUCAGAUGGUUCGAGUACGACUUCGACAAGGUCUUUGCGAGCGGCCGUGACAACUUUGGCGCCGAGGCCGAGACGGCCGCCCAGGCUUCCGGCAUUCCUCCGAGCGCUUAG
Molecule: messenger RNA, 504 nt
Organism: Zasmidium cellare ATCC 36951
Lineage: Eukaryota; Fungi; Ascomycota; Dothideomycetes; Mycosphaerellales; Mycosphaerellaceae
Exons: 2
Coding region: 1-504 (167 amino acids)
Biological process (GO): melanin metabolic process
Molecular function (GO): scytalone dehydratase activity
Source: RefSeq, a predicted model, not a curated record